UUCAAUACUGUCAAGUGUCACAAUGUCACAACUACAAAUUUUAAUGUUUUGUUCUGCAAAUCUGCAUAUUUGUUACUUGCAUGUAAAUAAACAAAUCUAAAUGCUUUUAUUUGCUGUAAAUUCUCUUAAUAUCUACAAUGGAUAAAUACGACACGUCUCAGCUAACUGAAUUUCCUCGAUUUGAGCCCGAAUCCACCCAGAGUGGUGUGUCAACGUUUUUCAAUAAACUAUUAAAGUUUCCGAUAUUCUCGCCUAGUGAGGCUAGUGAAGUGCCCCAAGAUAAAAAUGCUGCUGAUAAUAGAGAUUUAACCGCGUCUGCAGAACAAAUUAAACAUGAAUAUGACGAUAAUAAGGCGGAAACUGGGUCAUAUGCUCUCGAGUUGGAGGGGCGUAGUCUUCCUAAUGUGUUGAGAAGAAUAACAAGUUUAGUAGCCCUGGGAUCUGGUAACGGCACAAGAUAUGCAGACACUGAACUAGCCCGAUACUGGAUGCCAGAUGAUAUUUCUCGUGAAUGCUAUGAGUGUGCAACCAGAUUCAGUGCUUUGAGAAGACGCCACCAUUGCAGAGUCUGUGGACAGAUCUUUUGCUCCAGGUGCUGCAGUCAAAGAGUUCCAGGCCAUAUAUUCGGAUGUGCUGGUGGUCUCCGAGUUUGUAACUACUGUUGUAACGUUGUGCUCAGCUAUUUGAAAGAGAAUGAUCUCACUGGAGAUAUAUCACCUGAUUUGAGAACACUGCAGGAAAAUCUGCAGAUGAAGUUCCCAGAACACAAAGGGCAGCAGUUGAACAAGACCCGUGAACAUUUCAUGUUCUCUCACGAGCAGGAGGAACGUACGGAACCACGUACAACUCAGAAGGAGUCCUUGCAUGAUAUAUUCAGGCAAUUAUCUUUUACGUUGCCUACACAACAACAUCGAUAUCGAUUAGUACGCUACAACGGAGUGUGGCGCGGAUGCGACAUAAUGCAAUGGAUUAUGGACAACACCAGUAAUAAAACGAGAGCCCAGGCGACGAGCGUGUGCCAGGCGCUGCUGAGUGCGGGCUACGUGCAGGGCGCGACUCCCGACCCUCACUUUGCAGACUACGCGCUGUACCGGCCGCUGGCCGAACUACCGACCCUCGCCCACGACCAGCCCCCGGCUGAAGAAUGCACUCGAAUCGUUGAGAGCGUGUCGUCUUACUGCCUGGAUCUAAAUCUAGACGACAGCUCGGCCCGGCUCAUCAAAACAAAUAAAGCAGAACAACGGGCGCCUUCUUCGAGCGAAGACGAAACUCCAGCUGUUGAACACAAUGAAGAGUACAAUGAAUCGAGUAACGUAUGUCGCGCGAUUUGGUGCUCCGGCGAGGAACACCUCCGACUGCUGCUGCGGCAGUGCGCGGCGCGGCGCGGCCUCUCCGCGGCCUGGCUGCACGUGCUGCUGCCCCUGUGCCAACGAGCCGCCGACCUCAUCAAUUUAGAUGUCCACGCGACCGAUAUUGACGUGCGAAAUUACGUUCAAGUUAAAAAAGUCCCCGGCGGUACAAUACAGGAUAGUUGCGUCAUCCAUGGCGUUGUCAUGACGAAGAAUGUUGCGCUCAGAGGCAUGCCCCGGCAAAUGUCUAACCCUUCGAUACUGCUACUGGACUGCUCUAUCGCAUAUCAGAGGGUUGAAGGGAAGCUGACCACAUUAGAACCGGUGCUGUUGCAAGAGAGCGAGUAUCUGUCGCGGUGCGCGGCGCGCGUUGUGGCGCUGGGCGCGGGCGUGGUGCUGAGCCGCGGCUCGGUGUCGCGCGGCGUGCAGGAGGCGCUGCGGGCGGCGGGGCUGGCCGUGGCGGGCUCGCUGCGCCCCUCCGCGCUGCGCCGCGCCGCCCGGGCCGCGCGCGCCGACGUGCUCGCCUCCAUCGACGCCAGGAUCGGCACCCCGCGCCUCGGGACCUGCCACAACUUUUACGUCAAAAAUUAUUCCGGAAAAACCCUGAUGGUGCUCGAGGGAUGCGCCGAGCCGAACCUGGGCUGCUGCAUACUGUUGCGGGGCGCUUCCGUUCAAGAACUUAUCCGCGUCAAAAAAGUGGUAAAGUUCAUGCUCCUGGCGUGCUACAACUGGAAACUGGAGAGGGCCUUCCUCGGAGACAUAGAGGCCGUACUACCCGAGCCCGGCAUGACCUUCGACGACGACAAGGACAACGUCGAGGGCCACGCCGGGGCGGGCGAGGACCGGGAGUCGAAGGGUCAAAGCGAGGCCGACAUCUUCGACUUGAACAACAUGAACAAAGUCAUGGAGUCCGUGUCCCAUCUCAAAGCGGACGUCAGAACGAACGGAGACCUCGCCGACGACGAGGCGUCAAACGGGAGUCCGAACAGCGACUCGAACAACGACGACCUGUUCUCUUGCACGAACAAAACUAGCUCGGACCGCAAGCCGACGGCUGGCGACGCGCGUCAGCCGGCUGACGACCCGCUGCAGCAGCCGAGGCAGGCGCGGAAGGCCGACAGCGACAAGAACCCCAGCUGCGGCGUGCCUAUCCGAGACUUCAGCGACCCGCUCAGGGCCACGCUGUCGGCGGACGACGACGUGUUCCUGCCCCGCGAGGAGCAGCUCAAGGCAGACUCGCACACCGACAGAUGGUCGACUGAUGACGUGGUCCUGUCGAUGUCUCCCAACAUGGUCAUACCAGCCCCGUACGAGGAGACGGAGGCCGGUCGCCGCAGCAAGGUCAGGAUGUACUUCCCUCCGCCCCCACGCGCGUGCCGCCCCUCCCGCGCGCCCGCCACUCCGCGUCCCGCGCACAGGGACGUCGCUGCCGCUCCGCUCACGCCGGUUGUCAAGGAAGCCCACCCGUUUAUCCGGGAAGCUAUAAGGUCGACCGUAGACGACCCCGCGGUAAGGAGGAGCCUGGCUCACUACCGUGCCACGGGUGGCCGCCUCGCCUCGAACGGACACCACUCCUCGUGUCCGCUGCGUCGGCCGUCCGUGGUCAAGGAGCCGCCCCGGGAGCCCGAGCCGGACGGGAAGCAGGCGGAGGACGACGCGCACGACCCCUUCGCCCCCGAGAACCACCAGCGGCUGAGCCUGCUGCUGUACAGCUACAGCAACAAGUCCGCGAACGUGCCGGACUUCUGUGUGAACCCUUGGAUAGUGACGAUGGAAAUGUAUGGGCGACACGACAUAUCAUUGGGCGCCUUCCUCGACAAGUAUUGCUUCAACGGGGACUACAAGUGCACCUCCAACACUUGUCAAGUGCCCAUGAACCAGCACGUCAGGAGGUUCGUCCACGGCGACGUGUGCAUCACCAUCACCUGCAACACCAUCGGACACAGCAACGUGGACAAGGCGCGGCCGCAACACGCCAAGCAGGUGAUGUUCUGGUCGCGCUGCGAGCGCUGCGGGUGCGCGGGCGCGGCGCGGCGGCUGUCGGCUCGCGCGGCGUGCGUGUCGCUGGCGGGCUACGUGCGCGCUCGCAGCCUGUGCCCGCGCUACGUGCGCGCGCGGACGUGCCCGCACCCGCUGCACGCGCACGCGCACGCCUUCGUCAGCAACCUCACCACGGCGUACUUCAGGUUCAGCAAAAUAACGGCGUACGACAUCCAACUACCCCCUGAAGAGAUUUCAAUCAACUACGACGUCAAACAAAUGAGGGAAGAUCUCAUAAUUCAACUGAACGAACUCAUGCUUAAAGGUCACGAGACGUUCAGUAGCAUCUCCGACCCUGAAGCGGAUAAGGAGUUCCAGGCCUUCAAGCAACACACCGAUCAGAUACAUCUGGCGUUGACGUCGUCCAGCAUCCACGAGACGGACUCGCUGAGGGAUGCCGUCCGCCGGCUGUGGAGUGUGUCCGAUUCGAUUAUCUUUGGCGAGAAGAUGCUGCGCGACGCCCAGGACAAGUGGUCCACUCCCGGAAAGAACACGAAGCCCGUACAGGAGACUGCUGCUGAAGAUAAAUCUGAUGUCGAAGAUUCGUCCGGCGAUAACGGCACCACGUAUGUGUUUUCCACAGACAACUCGAGCCGGGAGCUGGACAAGGAGCACGGCGGUGGCGACGAGGACGAGGAGCGCGGCGACAAGAAGACGGCGCGGCAGAUUCUGUCGCAGCUGCUGUCCAACAAUCAGCCCGCCAGCCAUAGUGGCGUGGUGGUGAACGGCGUGCUGCCGGUGGUAUUGGCGGGCGCGCUGGGCCCUCUGCUGGCCGCCGCGCUCGCCUCCGCCGCCUACCGCCGCGCCCGCCAGCGUCACGGCGCGCCAUCCGAGCCAGAGGAGUCAGAGUCCGUGGCCCGGGAUAAAAGUGACGGUCAGAAGUCUAAAGAAAAAUCAGUUGAACACAUCGAAGUUGUUCUAAAGGAGGGCCUGACGUGCCGCGUGUACUUCGCGCGGCAGUUCGAGCAGCUGCGCCACGCCGUGCUGGCCCCGCCCCCCGCGGCCCCCGCAGCCCCCGUGCCGCCCCGCGCCGCGCCCUGUUCCUGCGACGACAAAAACGUAUGCGACAUUGAGGAGUCGUUCAUACGGUCGAUGGCUCAGUGCGUGCCGUGGGCGGCGCGCGGGGGCAAGUCCGGCUCGACCUUCUGCAAGACUAAAGACGACCGGUUCGUGCUGAAGGAGAUGACGAAGCCCGAGUCGCAGCAGUUCCUGGACUUCGCCCCCCACUACUUCAGCUACGUGGCCGCGUGCCGGGAGGAGCGCCAGCCCAGCCUGCUAGCGCGUAUAGUGGGGGUGUUCAGCGCGUGCGGCGCGGACGUGCUGGUGCUGGAGCACGUGUGGUACGGCUGCGGCCCCGGGGCGCCACGCUACGACCUCAAGGGCUCCUCGCGACACCGCCUGGCGCCGCAGCCCGCGCGGCCCCCGCCGCAGCAUGUACUCAUGGACGAGAACUUGCUCAACUCGCGCUGGGAGCGGCCGCUGUACGUGCAGUCCGCGAGCGGCGCCGCGCUGUGGCGGGCCGUGCGCCGCGACACCGCCCUGCUGGCGCGGCUCGGCGUCAUGGACUACUCGCUGCUGCUCGCCGUGCAGGACGACACGCUGCUGCUGGGCAUCAUCGACUACAUCCGCACGUUCACAUGGGACAAGAAGCUGGAGCACCUGGUGAAGAAGAACCUGGGCUCAGGCCAGCCGACCGUGGUGUCCCCGGACCAGUACCGGAGCCGGUUCUGCGCGGCCGCCAGGAAGUACUUCCUGCACGUUCCCCAGCACUGGGACGUCAUACGCACCCAGAACACGGAUACGUAAUCCGAAUUAUCGAAACAUGUAUGCUGUAGUUAGGACAUUUAAAGUCUAGUGAGGCGCCGAUCGGCGACAUCUAUCAGCCGACCGUGGAAACUUUUUUUUAUUGCUUAGAUGGGUGGACGAGCUCACAGCACACCUGGUAUUAAGUGGUUACUGGAGCCCAUAGACAACUACAUCGUAAAUGCGCCACCCACCUUGAGACAUAAGUUCUAAGGUCUCAGUAUAGUUACAACGGCUGCCUCACCCUUCAAACCGAAACGCAUUACUGCUUCACAUGCUACAUGUAUACUGUAGUUAGGACAUUUAACGUCUAGUGAGGCGCCGAGCGGCGACAUUUAUCAGCCGACCGUGGAAACUACAUAAUUUCUACAAAAACCUAGGAAUCGUUGACCGACUUACUACUUAUAUGCAAAAUCUACCAACGUUCCAGUUUUCCUUUAAAUAGCUUGUCUUAGACGCGCGAUAAUUGUCUCUAGAAUAAAGACAUUAAAGUUACCAAAGACAUUCCAAGAAUUAUAAAUUCGGUUCGCUAUUUAAAAUGUAUAAAAUAUAGAUUUAUUUCUGGUUUUAAUAUAAAUUUUUAUCUCCAACGUUUGGAGACUAGUGUUUUCCCAGUUCCUUGAUUAAUUAUAAAUUAUUUGCUUGUGCGCCCCCUGGCAGCUAGUUACAGUGAGGACAUCAAGUAAACUCUAGUGUGCUUAGUGCGAGUUUUUUAACGUUCCCGAUAGCGUAAAAGUUAACUCAAAUCUGUUUGCAGUUGGAACAGCGCCCCUAGCGGCAAACAUAGGCACACGUUUACGAUAUCGAGAACGGUAAAAAACUCGCACUAAGUACACUGAUUGCACGCGAGGUCAUCGAAGGGUCACUGCGCUCACCCUUUCCCUGAUGUUUAAAACAAAUAAACGUAAUUCAAAAUCAAAAUUUUAUUCAGGCUCAUAAGUUACAAGUUUUUUUCAUUUCGUACCUAUAAUAUUUCAUACAUUAACAUAAACAUUAUACAUACGCCACCGGGUAGGUACGUACGAACACCGCAACGAACAAAAUAUUUGUUUUUGUUUUUUUAAAUCUAAAUAUGUUUUACGAACAUAAUAUUCAUUCAUAUAAUUAAAAAAAAAUAUGUAUGAAAAUUUUAUGUAAAAAAAAAACAAUAAUUUGGGAUUCGUAUCAGGAUAUGAAUUAUCCAAUAUAUAAAAAAAAAUUUAUUUGUUACAUAGAUUUGUGAAAUAUUUAUUUUUAGUUGAAAAAAAACGAUAGUAAUUUGUAAACAAACAGCAGCGAUUAACAUAAUUAAUAAAUCAUUUCAUUACAAAUA
Bombyx mori (domestic silkworm) is the source of this 6504-nucleotide messenger RNA. It is a transcript of the gene fab1, whose product is annotated as putative 1-phosphatidylinositol 3-phosphate 5-kinase. Bases 138 to 5195 code for a protein of 1685 amino acids. The record is from RefSeq and is a predicted model, not a curated record. Gene Ontology annotation, molecular function: 1-phosphatidylinositol-3-phosphate 5-kinase activity; metal ion binding; ATP binding. Gene Ontology annotation, cellular component: endosome membrane. Lineage: Eukaryota; Metazoa; Arthropoda; Insecta; Lepidoptera; Bombycidae. The transcript is spliced from 33 exons. Gene Ontology annotation, biological process: phosphatidylinositol phosphate biosynthetic process; intracellular signal transduction.